This is a messenger RNA of Limulus polyphemus (Atlantic horseshoe crab), 5091 nucleotides long. Its product is annotated as EH domain-binding protein 1-like. The transcript has 20 exons. The coding region runs from base 326 to 3688 and encodes 1120 amino acids. NCBI's taxonomy places the organism in Eukaryota, Metazoa, Arthropoda, Merostomata, Xiphosura, Limulidae. Gene Ontology annotation, molecular function: protein binding. The record is from RefSeq and is a predicted model, not a curated record.
ACCCAGGUCUUAUUGUAUUCCGGUUUGAACUAACUGCUUGUAAGUUCGAAGGUCUUGGCACGCCUUUCACUGUAUGACUCAGUCUAGACUUCCUUAAGUUAAGGGUUGCGUAAACCAGCCUAAAGUUUGAGUCGAUAGUUUUCGCUGUGCUGUUAUUUUACUCCGACUAUUGAAUAUGAUUUAAUCCUGUGUUCAGAUGUAAACGUUUAAAAGGGAUGAGAGACGAGUCUCGACGCAUCAUGACUAAGGAUCACCACUCUCACGUGUGUCCAUUGCGUGGACAACUGACGUAGCUUCUCCAACAAGUAUCAGUCGAACAGCAGCCAUGAGUUCUGUGUGGAAAAGAUUGCAACGAGCGAACAAGCGAGCUGCACGGUUUCAAUUUACAGCUUCUUAUCAGGAACUUAUGGUAGAAGGAACGACGAAAUGGCAACCCAACAAACUUUGUGUUGUUUGGACACGAAGAAACCGACGAUAUUCAACGCAGCCUCGUUCCUGGGAGCCUACAAUCCGAAACCCAUACCGUGGCCUCGUAGUUUGGCCUGUUCCAGAAAACAUAGAAAUCAAAGCCACAUUAUUCAAAGAUCAAAGAAGGAAGGACUUUGAAGAUAAAGAAUGGACAUUUGUUGUUGAAGAUAUAUCCAGAACAGGGAAGCGACGACAAGUUGCUUCAGCAAACAUUAAUCUCAGGUAUUAUACAAGCAUGGCUUCUUCUCAGUCAGAAGUGAAACUGAAGUUUAAACCUCUCUCCAAGAAAGUGACAGGAGCACAUUUAAGUUUAACUCUGUCCUGUGUUUUUUUGAAAGAGGGAAAAGCAACAGAUGAAGAUCUGCAGAGUAUUGCUAGUCUGAUGAGUAUACAGCCACCAGGCCAGGAUGUUGGAAACCUGGAUGACUUUGAUGAUGAAGCAGAACUGUGCCAAGAAGACACGGCUACCUCCAUCUCAGAACUGGCAUCCCAGUUUGGACUCCUGGUAGAUGCUCAUAACCCAUCUGAACAAAAUAAGUCAGUCGACAGCCGAUCCAGGUCACCACAAACCCCAACGGUCGUCUCCUUGUCUCCAGAAUCCGGCCUUGGAGAAAAUAAAUCUCCAUCUUCCUCGUUCAGCUCCGCACGGCCACCCAUUAAACAGACAGGAGGCGCUGUUCCGUCAGCAGCAGCCACACCCCCUUUAACUAGAGGUGGCGGUGGCCAGACCUUGUCUCCUAUAAAGAGUGUUACCGGUACUGCUGAUGUAGAAACGAGCGAUCUUAGGCAUCGUAACUCACACGUUCCAGUUGCAACGACCAGAGACAGUACAGAAGUUGUAAAAGACGCCUCCUGUAGAAGCGUUUCUGAAAGCCCUGAACGUGAUUCUGCUUCAGAAACCUCUGAAUUCACUGCAAUGAUACCUAACGAGGAUUUGUUAACAUGGUGUAAAGAAGUAACGAAAGGAUACCGAGGAGUUAAAAUAACCAAUAUGACAACUUCUUGGAGGAAUGGCAUGGCUUUUUGUGCAGUCAUACACCAUUUUCGGCCUGACCUGAUCGAUGUUUCUGCUCUUUCACCGCAUGAUAUCAAAGGAAAUUGUAAAAAGGCCUUUGAUGCUGCUUUUGGCUUGGGUAUUCCCAGACUUAUUGAACCUUCUGAUAUGGUGAUACUGGCCAUCCCAGACAAACUUGCUGUAAUGACCUAUCUGUAUCAACUUCGUGCUCACUUCACUGGCCUCGAAGUUAAAGUUCAACAGAUAGGUCAAACAGUCACUGAUUCUACAUAUACAAUUAGGGAACCUGACAGUGAUGAAGAUAGUUUAGCAUUACUCCAGUUUGUCACUCCUACAGUGCCAGAAUCUUCUGGAAGUUCCCUAUCUAGUCCACAGAGUGCAACAACAGAUUCCAGUCUUGAAACUUCCAAACAGUUUACUAAAGCUCACCAUACAGUUGAGACAAAACAAGUUAAGUCUAGUCAGAAUUUUCCGAAACUAGUAUCAAAACCUUCAGGUCAUUUCUCCUCACAGCAAGAUAAAGGACUAGAAGAAAAAAAAUCUGGCUUAGUCAAACUCAAGAGCAAUGACUUCUUAAAUCUUCAUAAGAUCAUUCAUGUGUCGAAAGAUGGCUCAUCUAAAGACAAAUCUCAAUCCAGUAGAAAGGAGGAAAAAAUGACUUUUCCUCAAGAGAAACCUAAGUUGAUGACUCGUAAACAAUUAAUGAACCCUUUUGACUCUGAUGGAGAGGAAGAGGAAGAACUAGCAGCUCAAAGUCAAGUCUCUGCUCUUUCAGACUCUGUGGAUGAUACUGGGUCAGCUGUUGUUACUUCAUCAAGUUCUAAAAACAUACAAGCUUUCAACCGUGUCUCAGCAUCUCGAGAACCUUGCAGAAAACUACACAAAUCAAAAAAUUCUGUAUUUAAGCCGUCCCAUUAUCCUCACAUUGAGAAAAGUGCCUCUGAACCACCUAUAGAGAGAUCUUCAUUUUGGGGGGAAGGAGAAAAUUCUGUGGAUGGGGUUCCUGGUUUGUUAGACUUGUCACCAACAAAGAUGACUAGAGCCCAAUCACUUCCAAAUGGUCAACCUGUGGUACAUCGUCAGCAAUCAAGGCAAGAAGAACUGAAAGAACGUGCUCGGCAGUUGCUAGAGCAAGCAAGGCGAGAAGCAGCCACUAAAGCAGCUCUAAGACAAACAUCUACACAGAUUGAUGAGAAAGAAGAUGAAAGACAGAAACAGCUGAGAGAACGUGCCAGACGACUAAUAGCUGAAGCCAAGCAGGGAAUUAACAAACCGAGUUUGGACAGUUUUCCUGUUUCAUCUCAGCUGUCGGGGAACAACAACAAAGAAAUCAGCAGCAGCAAAAAGUUACACGUUGUCACAAAUAACAACAUCAACAACCCAAAUUUUCCUGCUUGUGUUGCAGCAGAAAAAACAACAACCAAAACACCAGGUAAAGAAGAGGUAACACUAACAAGUCCUUCAGUAAUUGAUGUUCCCAAAAAGAAGUUUACAGGCAAGCAACAAAUCACAGAAAUUGGUGUUACUCCACCACACAGUGAAAGUCAUAAUGAGAUGAAUGGGAACCCUCCAGCACUGAGCAGAAAACAAAAUAUUAGUAUUAUAACAACUUCAGUUGCUGAAGUGGAAUGUAAAGAAGAUUUCCCAGAAGUGACAAAACGACUUUCACCUGACAAAGAAAACCUUCCUUUUCCUUCUAACCUUUUUGUGGAUUCUGAGGUUACGCAAAAGAGCUGUUAUGUUACAAAUGAAUUAGAAGCUUUAGAAAGGGAACAAGAACAAAUUGAUAUUAAAGCUGCUGAACUUGAGAAGAAACUGAGAAAAGUUAUGGACUAUGGGAUGAACAAAGAGAAGGAGGAAUAUUUAAUGAAGCAGUGGUUCAUCCUGGUUAACAAGAGGAAUGCAUUGAUAAGAAGGCAGAUGCAACUGAAUAUUCUAGAGAAGGAAGAAGACUUGGAGAGAAAGUUUGAACUGUUGAAUCGAGAACUGCGAAUAAUGUUGUCCCUUGAAGAGUGGCAGAAGACCGAGGCACAGAAGCGACGAGAGAAGCUUCUGCUGGAUGAGUUGGUGGUCAUCGUUAACAAACGUGAUGAGCUAGUUCAACACCUACAUACACAGGAAAAGGCGAUUGAAGACGAUGAGAUAGUUGAAAGCGCCACCAGAGGUCCCAUUAUUCAACGGGAGAAGAAUUGUUCCAUACAGUGAUUAUCACGGCGUUAAGCCUAACGUUAGAACAGCGACGUAGAAUAAGGCGGUUUUGUUUGUUUUUUAUAGGAGGAAUUAUCUAUAUACUGGCGUGAAUCUUAAAGUUGUUCUAGGUUAACAAAACACACACCCUUCAAUACCUGAAAAAAACAUUCACCUGUACAAUGAUGAUGUAAAUUCUGAAGAAAGAAGAAAAGUGUUACCGUGAUUUUCAUCUCUAAAGCCCAUUGACUGAUAAGAGUAUGCUUUGUAUAGGACGUGCGUUAAAAAAAUCAAAAAAAAUCUAACCUGUACAUAGCAUCAAGAUUAACCUCAAUCACUAGUCGUCUCGAAGUAGGUACUACUGAAAAGGUAUCAAGCUUGAUAGCAAACUUUGAAACGAUAGAUCUGUAAGUGAAACGUUGAAAUAAAUUAUUGGUGGCUGUGAGGUUUGAUAAAGUGCGUAUAAAUGUGAGUUUAAUUGAAACAUUGUUAUAUUAUGUUUUGAUAUAUGCUUUGACACGCGUUUUUCGUUAUUAAUAAUAACAACAAAAAUCAAUGCAAUUACUAAUUUCAGCAUGAUGUUUUUUGUUGUUGUUAUGCAGCUUUUUAGUUUGACAACAUCCAUGAUAAUAGAUAACAUGAGAAAUUCUGUUUCAUCGAUGUUUUCAAGUCUGUCACGAUAUUAUUACUACAGAACUGUGUAUAGUAAAUUGUAUUUCUUUUCUUUAAGCUGAUAAAUAUACACUCAACAACUUCGUAGUGUUAGCUGUGUUACUUUAAUAUGUAUGUAUGUAUAUACGCAUACCAGGAGUUUCAAAAUGUCCACUGUCCAAAUGACUCAGUGACUUGUUCAAAACUGCUUGACUCUGAUGUUGAACGUUGGGUUUUAUUGCCAUAGAUACCAAGCAGUGUGACCAUGAUGUCAUUAUAACAAACCACACGACUGUGUACGUUGUCUUCCGGAUGAUGAACUUGGUCUACACACAGUUUAACAACGUUGUGUCCAUCAGUUUUCUGAACAAUUUCGUCUGAACUUUUGAAACACCUGGUAUAUAUAUAUGUACAACCUGUGAACAAAUAGUUGGACGGCUAGUAUUUCAAGAGUGUAGAGCUUGCAAAAAUUGGAGCCAAUACUUACUUUAUGAGUAUGAUAAAUUGUACAGUGGGACAAACACGUCCUGUAUUAUAUAUAUAUAAAAAGAUAUGUAUGAUAAAUAACGAAUAUAUGAAGAGACGUAGAUGGUUGUGAUUUCAGAGAUUUUAUAGUACGUUUGUUUUUUAGGUUCAAAACUUUACAGGACUGUUAUUACCAUAGGAUGAAAGUAUUCAAGCUUUAUAGGAAUUCUUUUCUCGUUCAAUGUUCGCUGGUUAUAUAUUGACGCUCAUUCGCAAAAUAUGAAGAAUAAAACUUUGUAUAUCUA